AUGGCCCAAGAUAAAGUGACUCUUGGAGAUGCACUAUCCAACGUAGAUGUAUUGGAUGAGUUUAAUUUACCCUAUGAACAACCUUGCAUUGAAGCACAGCCCUGUUCGGUUGUGUAUCAAGCAAAUUUUGAUACUAACUUUGAAGACAGAAAUGGAUUUGUUACUGGAAUUGCAAAAUACAUAGAAGAAGCUACGGUCCAUGCAAGUCUGAAUGAACUUCUUGAAGAAGGAUUAGAACAUGCAGUUAUGUUAUAUACUUGGAGAUGUUGUUCGCGAGCCAUUCCUCAACCCAAAUCCAAUGAGCAACCCAACAGAGUUGAAAUUUAUGAAAAAACAGUUGAAGUAUUGGCACCUGAAGUGAAUAAAUUGUUAAAUUUUAUGUAUUUUCAAAGAAAAGCAAUCGAACGAUUUUCUGCUGAAGUAAAAAGAUUAUGUCACCAAGAAAAAAGGAAGGAUUUUGUUUCAGAAGCUUAUUUAUUAACUUUGGGAAAAUUUAUAAAUAUGUUUGCAGUUCUUGAUGAAUUGAAAAAUAUGAAAUCAAGUGUUAAGAAUGAUUAUUCAACUUAUAGAAGAGCCGCUCAAUUUUUAAAAGUCAUGUCUGAUUCGCAAACUCUUCAAGAAUCUCAAAAUUUAUCCAUGUUUCUUGCAACACAGAAUAAGAUUAGAGAUACUGUAAAAGAAAAUUUAGAAAAAAUUCAAGGCUAUGAAGAGUUAUUAGCUGAUGUUGUAAAUAUUUGUGUUCAUAUGUUUGAGACAAAAAUGUACUUAACUCCAAAUGAGAAACACAUGUUGGUGAAAGUCAUGGGCUUUGGGUUGUUUUUAAUGGAUAGUGAGUUGUGCAAUAUUAACAAGCUGGACACAAAAAAAAAAUUAAAAUUGGAUAGAAUUGAUAGAAUUUUCAAAAAUUUGGAAGUUGUUCCACUUUUUGGAGAUAUGCAAAUUGCUCCUUUCAAUUAUAUAAAACGUUCCAAACAUUUUGAUGCUUCCAAAUGGCCGUUGUCUUCUUCUGUAAACAGCAUGAGCCCUCAAGCUGAUUUGAUGGUUCACUUGCCACAAAUUCGCGAAGAUCAUGUCAAAUACAUUAGCGAGUUGGCCAGAUAUAGUAACGAAGUUACUACUACUUAUAAAGAUUGUGGCAGUGAUAUUGAAAACAGAGAAACUGCUGAAUUAGCAUUGCGUGGUUUACAACUAUUAUCACAGUGGACGAGUGUUGUUACAGAAUUAUAUAGUUGGAAAUUGUUGCAUCCUACCGAUCAUCACAUGAAUAAAGAGUGUCCCCAGGAGGCUGAAGAAUAUGAAAGAGCUACACGUUAUAACUAUACAGAUGAAGAAAAGUUUGCUUUGAUUGAAGUUAUAGCAAUGAUUAAAGGUCUUCAGGUUUUGAUGGCUCGUAUGGAGACAGUUUUUGUUGAUGCGAUUCGUAGGAAUAUUUAUGCAGAACUACAAGAUUUUGUACAACUGGCUCUAAGAGAACCACUCAGAAAAGCUAUUAAAAAUAAGAAAGAUUUGAUUAGAAGCAUUAUUGUUUCCGUAAGAGAAACGUGUGCAGACUGGCAUUUUGGUGUAGAACCCACUGCAGAUCCAGCAUUAAAAGGUAAAAAAGAUCCAGAUAAUGGAUUUGGCAUUAAAGUCCCAAGAAGAAAAGUUGGUCCAUCAUCCACUCAACUUUAUAUGGUACGAACCAUGCUAGAAUCUCUUAUAGCUGAUAAGAGUGGUGGGAAACGAACUCUUCGAAAAGACAUUGAUGGUCAAUAUUUAGUUCAAAUAGACCAAUUUCACAAAACUAGUUUUUACUGGGGCUAUUUAUUAAACUUUAGUGAAUCGUUGCAAAAUUGCUGUGACCUUUCUCAAUUAUGGUACAGAGAAUUUUAUCUUGAGAUGACAAUGGGUCGUAAAAUACAGAAAUGCCAAGUGCGACAUCAGCACAAUGAAGAAUGCAGCGAUUUGAUCACCAUGGAAAAGCGUAUUCAGUUUCCAAUAGAGAUGUCGAUGCCUUGGAUUUUGACCGAUCAUAUUCUACGAAGUAAAGAGCCGUCAAUGAUGGAGUACGUUCUCUACCCACUGGAUUUAUACAACGAUAGCGCCUUAUACGCCCUGACCAUCUUCCGAAAACAAUUUUUAUAUGACGAAGUUGAAGCUGAAGUAAAUCUCUGCUUCGAUCAAUUUGUCUAUAAACUUAGUGAGCAGAUAUUUGCCCAUUAUAAGCAGCUGGCUGCAAGCAUACUCCUGGACAAACGAUUCCGUGUCGAAUGUCUCGCUGCUGGAGCUUACAUUCUCUCGUAUCCUCGAGCUAAUCGCUACGAGACCCUUUUGAAGCAGCGCCAUGUUCAACUUUUGGGACGCAGUAUCGAUUUGAACAAAUUGAUUACUCAAAGAAUCAAUGCUGACAUGCAGAAAUCGCUGGAUUUAGCUAUCAGCAAGUUCGAAUCUGGAGACAUCACCGGUGUUAUAGAAUUGGAGGGACUAUUGCAGGUUAAUCGUCUUACUCAUAAACUAUUGAGCAAAUAUCUUGCUCUUGAUGAGUACGACGCUAUGUAUCGCGAAGCGAAUCACAACGUUCUAGCUCCAUACGGCCGAAUAACUUUGCAUGUGUUUUGGGAAUUGAAUUAUGAUUUCCUGCCGAAUUACUGUUACAAUGCAGCUACAAAUAGGUUUGUCAAGUGCCGAGGACUGCAGUUUGUCCAAGCUGUGCAUCGCGAUAAACCACCGCAAAUGUCACAUCACUAUUUAUGGGGUAGUAAGCAAUUGAAUUUGGCUUAUUCGACUCAGUAUGGACAAUAUUCAGGAUUCGUUGGUCCUCAUCACUUUCGUCAAAUGUGCAAACUGCUCGGCUACCAAGGCAUCGCAGUCGUCAUGGAAGAAUUGCUAAAAAUCGUAAAAUCUCUCAUUCAAGGAAGUUUGCUUCAAUUUACAAAAACAUUGAUGGAGGCCAUGCCGAAGGUCUGCAAGCUUCCCCGUUAUGACUACGGUUCACCCGGUGUUCUUGGGUAUUAUCAUGCCCAGCUAAACGAUAUUGUACAAUACCCCGAUGCUAAGACGGAACUUUUUCAUAAUUUCCGUGAAUUUGGUAACACAAUACUCUUUUGUUUAUUGAUGGAACAAGCUCUAUCACAAGAGGAAGUUUGUGAUCUAAUGCACGCGGCACCUUUCCAAAAUAUACUUCCUAGACCCUAUUGCAAAGAAGGAGAAAAACCAGAAUCGAAACAAAAAAAAUUAGAAUCCAAAUAUCAAGCUCUUCAAAUCGUGCCAAAUGUUGACAAAUUUGGAACAGCUAAACAAGCUAUGAUAGCCCGAGAAGGAGAUUUAUUAACACGUGAAAGACUUUGCUGUGGCUUAUCAAUAUUUGAAGUCGUCUUAAAUCGAUUGCGCAGUUUUCUUGAUGAUCCAAUAUGGGUAGGACCACCUCCCGCAAACGGAGUAAUGAAUAUCGAUGAAUGUACUGAAUUCCAUAGAUUAUGGAGCGCCCUUCAAUUUGUCUAUUGUAUUCCGGUAGGAGAUACUGAAUUCACUGUCGAGGAAUUAUUUGGAGAAGGUUUGCAUUGGGCUGGAUGUGCCAUGAUAGUUCUACUUGGACAACAACGUAGAUUUGAAGCCUUAGAUUUUUGUUAUCACAUUUUGCGAGUGCAACGUGUAGAUGGAAAAGAUGAGAAUGUCAAAGGAAUUCAUCUGAAACGGAUGGUAGACAGAAUAAGACGUUUCCAAGUGUUGAAUUCUCAAAUAUUUGCAGUAUUGAAUAAGUACCUCAAAAGCGGUGACAGCGAUGCAUCGAGUGUUGAACACGUUAGAUGUUUCCCACCACCUAUACAUCCAUCACUGGCUCAUGUUCAACAACACUAUCAUGCUCCGGAGUAUUUACGACAAAUAAAUCAUCCAUAAGUUGAAUUUGAUUUCGACAUUUAACCAGAAGGACUUAUAUUAUCUUUGAGGGAGAUAUAAAUGAAUAAUUUAUGUUAACUUGCAAUAAUUAUCGUUUUAGAAGGAAUUUAUGAUAAAUGUAAUUUUAUAAUAACACGAUUAGCCUAGUUUUUACAUUUAUUUACUCUGACGUGCAAAAUCGAAUGAAAUCAUGGUCCUUCAAGAUUUAUUAUAAAUUAAAAAGUUAAUAAUCCAUUGAUUAAUAGUUAUUUUAUACAAAAUAUAUAU
Messenger RNA from Trichogramma pretiosum, 4143 nucleotides. RefSeq names its product cytoplasmic FMR1-interacting protein (gene Sra-1). The record is from RefSeq and is a predicted model, not a curated record. Lineage: Eukaryota; Metazoa; Arthropoda; Insecta; Hymenoptera; Trichogrammatidae. Gene Ontology annotation, cellular component: neuron projection; SCAR complex; synapse. Gene Ontology annotation, molecular function: RNA 7-methylguanosine cap binding; small GTPase binding. The coding region runs from base 1 to 3876 and encodes 1291 amino acids. Gene Ontology annotation, biological process: cell projection assembly; axon guidance; regulation of translation. The transcript has 18 exons.